This is a messenger RNA of Calidris pugnax (ruff), 1059 nucleotides long. It is a transcript of the gene GPR148, whose product is annotated as G protein-coupled receptor 148. Gene Ontology annotation, molecular function: G protein-coupled receptor activity. The record is from RefSeq and is a predicted model, not a curated record. Gene Ontology annotation, biological process: G protein-coupled receptor signaling pathway. Gene Ontology annotation, cellular component: membrane. NCBI's taxonomy places the organism in Eukaryota, Metazoa, Chordata, Aves, Charadriiformes, Scolopacidae. The coding region runs from base 1 to 1059 and encodes 352 amino acids. The transcript has a single exon.
AUGGACUUCUCCAGCUGUGCUGUAGUAAAGAGAACAAAUGCAACUGCACACCGCCUCAGGGAGAUGGAGUUCAACAGUUCCUCAAAUUCGGAUAAUGCUGUUUUGUACUAUUUGCUGGAGGAAUGGGCUCUCAACCCACCAGGCAUGAACAUGAAGAUGUUUUUAAUCCCUCCAGUCGUCUGCCUCGUGGCAGGUGUCCUUAUCAUCCCUACCAUCUUGUUUGCGAUCUUCUCUAGGUUUAGUAUCCGGCAGGAAACAAGGUACAUGCUGCUGGGAAACGCUCUGCUUGCUGAUCUGAUCUACCUGUUGUUCUACACCCUGUCUGCUGCUCUCAACACAGCACAUGUCCCUCUCCCAAAGGAAGCUUGUGUCCUCCUGUUAUUUCUGCUGGCGGUGGCUUACUGUGGAGGAUUGUUCACAGCUGCUGCCAUGGUCUCGGACACGUACAUAGCUAUUUUGUUUCCUUUGCGCUACAUUGCUAUUAUGCCGCCUGCACGAACAAAAAAAAUUAUUGUCUUACUCUGGAUGUAUUCUGGGGCUUUCCCUGGGAUUUUCUUCUUGGUGCUAUCAAGCACUCACAGCUUUGUGCCCUGUGUCCUGGAAAUGUGCUCGGUUCCAGUAAUACUAAUCCUGACUCUGAACGGCACUGAUGCUGUGAAACUCUGUUUCUGGCUUUCUACCACGGUUAUCAUUCUCUGCCUGUCUCUAAUAUUUUGUUGCUAUGUUAUUCUGUAUUUUAAAACCAAACAAUCGGGUAUAUGGGAGAGCAUCUGCUCCAGAGCCAGUGUAACAUUCUUAAUGCACAACACUGUGUUAUUUUUUUACUUCUUUCCACUCUUGGCCCUGUUUAUUGAAUCAUUCUUCUGCAUUAAUGUUGUCACUAGAGUGAAGACUGGCAUCUGGGUCUCCCUGACAGUCUGCAAUGUCCUGAUGAUUCUGCCUAAAGUUUUGUUUCCUUUUCUGUAUGGGCUUCGAUACAGAGAGAUCUCAGCAUCUCUCAAAUCCAUUGUCAGAAGGAAGCAUCCUCACCCGGUGUCACCUGCUCCAUCACCAUCCUGA